AUGAAGCAUUUUUCAGAUAAGUUUCUCUGCUUUGUUUCGAGUAGCAAUAUUAACCUGCAAUGCUUCAUAUGUGUUCAUCAGAAAUUUGAGGCUCCUAAUUUUUGCCAGGCGCCAGCAGAUAAUAGUGUUAGUAUUGGAAUAUGUGAAAUCAGUGAAAGCACUACUGACACAGGAUAUGGAUGGCAUUUACCUCGAUGUUUCUUGUUCACUUGCUUGGCUCAAAACUUGUCCAAACUAAGUUUUGCAUCGUAUAUUUCUUCGGACUCUAAUGAGCUCUCACCAGAUAACGAACUACAGUUAGAGUUCAGGGAAUAUUUGAAACCGUCCCUUCCGUCUCCUCAGACAUCAAAUGAUGCGGACAUGGUUGCUAACCUUUUAAUAGAGCGCCAUGAUCCUUAUAAUGCUGUGGAUCCUCUCUACUUCAUCUCAAUGUUGCUUCUUGAUAUGGAUCAGCUAGGUGAUAAACCGACAUCAAAAACUAUCAGCAUUUUGUUUCGUAGAUUGAUAGCUGCAGGACUCACAAAGCAAGCCGUCCAAGCUUUUGCUGACAUGGAGAAUUUCACAAAACGAGAAACUGAUAGAGAAGAUUUUGUUUACCUUCUUGACACUCUGUGUAAGUAUGGGUAUGUUAAGGUGUCUACGGAGAUCUUCAAUCGAAGGGAAUUCAAAUUUGAACCAGAUACGCAAAUGUAUACAGUUCUGAUUUAUGGUUGGUUCAGAUUAAAUCGACCUGAAGUGGCGGAGAAAUUCUUUGAAGAAAUGGUAGAUCGUGGAUUAGAACCAAGUGUUGUUAGCUAUAAUGUUCUCUUGAGUGGAAUUUGCCGUAGAACGGUCUUACACCCGGGAACUCACUUUGAAGGAAUCAUUCAAAAAGCUGAGAACUUGUUGGAUGAAAUGCAGAAGAUGGGAAUAGAACCAGAUGUGGCUGGCUAUUCUAUCGUUUUCCAUGUUUACAGCCGCGCGCAUAAACCAGAUUUAUCGCUCGAUAAGUUGAGUUCGAUGAAAGAAAAAGGGAUUUUCCCAACAGUAGCAACUCAGUUAUAA
Molecule: messenger RNA, 1044 nt
Organism: Papaver somniferum (opium poppy)
Lineage: Eukaryota; Viridiplantae; Streptophyta; Magnoliopsida; Ranunculales; Papaveraceae
Product: pentatricopeptide repeat-containing protein At2g13420, mitochondrial-like
Exons: 4
Coding region: 1-1044 (347 amino acids)
Molecular function (GO): protein binding
Source: RefSeq, a predicted model, not a curated record